Molecule: messenger RNA, 2101 nt
Organism: Cucurbita moschata (crookneck pumpkin)
Lineage: Eukaryota; Viridiplantae; Streptophyta; Magnoliopsida; Cucurbitales; Cucurbitaceae
Product: F-box protein At5g46170-like
Exons: 2
Coding region: 426-1643 (405 amino acids)
Molecular function (GO): protein binding
Source: RefSeq, a predicted model, not a curated record
GGAGAAGGUAAGAGUGUCUAAAAAACACAGUUAUUUUCUCUCUCAAGCUUUCUCUCUCUUCCAUCAUUUUCAUGUCGCCUUCUUCUCUGAAAAGACAAAACCGUGGAUCUGUGAAUCUCUUCUUCCCCUUCUAAUCUCUCUCUCUCUCUUCGACUCUUUCCACUCCGUUUCUCUUCUUCUCUCCCACCCUCUCCUUCCCCAUCUCCCAAUUUCUUCUGAUUUUCAACAGAUUAGGGUUUUAAUUUCUGGUUCUUCUCUUCUUCCACUCGGAUCUACCCUCCCCCAUCUUGUUUAUACGCACAUUUCCGCCUCCCCUGCAAAUCCCAUCUCUGUUUUCUGCCAUCCAUUUUGAUUUCCGCCUUACCCAUCUUCUCUGUUCCUCAAUUUUCGCCAUUCUUUCUCUCUCUGUGUGUUUCCCUUUAAUAAUGUCGUCCUUGCGCCUAGAUCUGACAUCUAAGAUCUACCCCGAACCUGAUUCUCCGUUCUCUGUUAAUUCCGCCUCCAUUUCCACUUCUUCCUGUAUCGACCACUUCGAUCGUCUUCCUGAUUCCCUUCUUCUUCUUAUUUUCAACAAGAUCGGUGACGUGAAGGCUCUUGGUCGAUGCUGCGUUGUUUCUCGAAGGUUCCACUGCCUUGUGCCGCAGGUGGAGAACGUUGUUGUUCGUGUGGAUUGUGUUAUUUCUGAUGACGAAUCGUCUUCUUCCUCUUCCUCUUCUGGUAAAUCUCGUGGCCCCUUUUUUAAUAUUUUCCGCUUCGUAUUUGGUGGCAUUGUCAAACCCCUCCAAGCGUUGAGCCAGUUUUUGGGUCAGACACGAGCGUCCUCGAGUUUGGUUUCCUCUUCCUCUACCACCUCUCUUGCGGUUGGGACCGAAGAGGAUGGUGAAAUUGAUCAAGGUGGAGUGACCCAUCACUCUCCGACCCAAGUUCUCAAGAAUUUCAAUGAGAUUCGACUCCUUCGGAUCGAGCUUCCGAGUGGGGAAUUGGGUAUUGAUGAUGGGGUUUUGUUGAGAUGGCGAGCCGAUUUCGGAUCCACUUUGGAUAAUUGUGUGAUUUUGGGUGCUUCUUCGGUGAUUCACCCCGGCUCUUUCAAGCCUUCGAUUGUUCAAGAUAAUGGGACUGAUGGGGGGUUCUGUAUUGGCAAUGGCGGCGUUAGCGAUGAUAAUGGGAGUAUACCCGAAUCCUUUUACACAAAUGGAGGUCUAAAAUUGAGAGUAGUAUGGACGAUUAGUUCGCUUAUUGCGGCUUCAGCCAGGCACUAUCUGCUGCAACCAAUAAUAGCAGAUCACAAGACCUUGGAUAGUUUGGUUCUAACUGAUGCGGAUGGACAAGGGGUGCUAUGCAUGAACAAAGAUCAACUUGAGGAGUUGAGGGUGAAGCCCUUGUCUGCUUCUUCGGCAUCUAAGAGAACCCUUGUACCAGCUCUGAAUAUGAGGCUUUGGUAUGCCACACACCUAGAAUUGCCCAAUGGGUUGAUAUUGAAAGGCGCUACACUGGUUGCUAUUCGGCCUAGUGAACAGUCUGCGGUGAAGAAGGAUGUUCCGGAUUGCUCCUGGGCUUCAACAGCUUUUGAAGAACCAUAUAGGACUGCUGCAAAGAUGUUAGUUAAGAGGCGAACGUACUGCCUUGAGAUGAACUCUUUCUAAAAGCACAUUAGUAACUCGAGGUAUAGAAGAACAAUGGUGCAAAGGGCGGGAGAAAAUUGCAUAUCUUUAGAAAAUGAGAAUGAGGAAGAACAAUUCUUAUUGAUUGAUGUGCGACCUCGGAUAACUGGAAGGCAAUGAAACGAACUUCUGACUGGAGUGGCACGAAAAGGGGGAAAGAAAGAGAACUUAUUCGUCGUUGGCAUUAUCAUAAUACGAACGGUUGACCGUUUUUGGUAAAGGUAAUAGUGAAAAAUGCAUCUGCUGGUUGUUUUUGUUACAGGCAUUUGCUAUUUGGAGUGCAGACAAACAGCCAGCUAGAAUGAUGUUGUAAAAGCUUUGAGUUUGUAGUCCCUUAACUUCUGUCCAUCCUGUAUAUGUGAAUACUGUAGGUAAGACUCUUCAUUAUGAUUUCAUGUGAUAUAGUUUGAAGUUUAUAAAUGUAAGCCUUUGUUAAAUAA